CCGAACCGCAAAACCCCAGCCCACCCACCCAAAAUUUCGAUAACUCCUCCUCCCCCCCCUCCCCAUUCCCCUCCAAACAUCUUCCAGAACCCGAGGAGGCGGUGGGGAUCGGAGGCGAAGGCGAGAGAUGUCGGCGAAGCUGCGGGUGGAGGAGCUCCGCGCCGAUCUGCAGCGCCGCGGCCUCGACGCCUCCGGCACCAAGCCGGCGCUGGUGCUAAGGCUGGACGCUGCAAUCCGUGAGGAAGGGAAGGUGGCGGCUUCUGCAGCUGAGAUAUGUAAUGUAGAUGGCAUAGACGGUGUGGUCAUGGAUGGCAAAGCGGAAGGCAAGAGCAAAAGGAAGAGGAAAAGGCAUGGUGAAGGUGAAAAUGAGGAGGAAAAUGACAUUUUGGAUGCGGCAAAGCUACAGAGCAUGGGCUAUCGUGAGCUGCAGGCUUUGGCCAAGGCACGGGGGCUCAAUGCUAAUGGAGGCAAGAAGGAUGUUCUACAGAGGUUGCUCUCCAGCCCUGCUACUUCUGUUGUCGAUCGUGGUGUUCAGGACAAGAAGGAAGUAGCACAAGCUGAUGAUGGGAAGGUUGAGGAGUUGAAGAAGAAAAAAAUAGUCACAGAUGUGAUGCUGGAUGCGGCACAGCUACAGGGCAUGGGCUACCGGGAGCUGCAGGCAUUGGCCAAGGCACGAGGACUUGCAGCGAAUGGGAUCAAGAAGGAUGUUAUUGAGAGGUUGCUAUCAACCCCUGCUAAUUCUGUGGCAGUUGCUGAUGGUGGUUUCCAGGACAAGAAGAAACUUGCAAAAGGUGGUGUUGGGGAGGUUGAAGAGGAGGUGAAAAAGGAGAAGAUUGUCAAAGCCACGAAGAAAGGUGCUGCAGUGCUGGAUGAGCACAUCCCUGACGAUAUAAAAAUGACCUAUCAUGUAUUGCAAGUGGGCGACGAGAUUUAUGAUGCCACCUUGAACCAGACUAAUGUUGGAGACAACAAUAAUAAGUACUAUAUCAUUCAAGCUUUAGAAUCUGAUGCUGGUGGAAGCUUCAUGGUUUUCAAUAGAUGGGGGAGAGUAGGGGCACGAGGUCAACAAAAGCUACAUCCCUGUUCAACACGGGACGAAGCAAUAGAUGAGUUUGAGGGAAAGUUUGAGGACAAAACAAAGAACAGUUGGUCUGACCGCAAGAAUUUUGAGCGUUAUGCAAAGAAAUACACAUGGCUUGAAAUGGACUAUGGUGAAGUCGACAAGGAAACAACUCAGGUUCAAAAGAAAGGUUCCAUUACUGAUCAGAUAAAAGAGACAAAGCUUGAAACUCGAACUGCCCAAUUCAUAUCCCUCAUUUGCAAUAUAAGUAUGAUGAAGCAGCAAAUGAUGGAAAUUGGUUAUAAUGCUGAUAAACUUCCCCUUGGAAAGCUAAGCAAAUCUACAAUACUUAAGGGCUAUGAUGUUUUGAAGAGGAUUUCCAAUGUUAUUUCAAGGGCAGACAGAAGACAGCUUGAACAAUUGACUGGGGAAUUCUACACCGUGAUUCCUCAUGACUUUGGUUUUAAAAAGAUGCGUGAAUUCCUUAUCGACACUCCUCAGAAAUUAAAAGCUAAACUGGAAAUGGUUGAAGCCCUUGGGGAGAUUGAAAUUGCAACUAAGCUUCUGGAGGAUGAUUCAAGUGACCAGGAGGAUCCACUGUACGCUCGAUACAAGCAACUUCAUUGUGACUUUACGCCUCUUGAAGUUCAUUCAAAAGAGUACUCUAUGAUAAAAACAUAUCUGACGAAUACACAUGGCAAAACACACUCGGGUUAUACUAUUGACAUAUUACAAAUGUUUAAGGUGUCAAGACAUGGUGAAACAGAGCGGUUUCAGAAGUUUGCUAGUGCAGGAAACAGGAUGCUUUUAUGGCAUGGUUCUCGGCUGUCCAACUGGGCUGGGAUAUUUUCUCAGGGUUUGAGAAUUGCUCCUCCUGAAGCGCCUGUUACUGGCUACAUGUUUGGAAAAGGGGUUUACUUUGCUGAUAUGUUCUCCAAGAGUGCAAACUACUGCUAUGCUUCACAAACAUCUAGAUCUGGGGUGCUGCUUCUAUGUGAGGUUGCACUGGGCGAUAUGAAUGAACUACUAAAUGCGAAAUACGAUGCUGAUAACCUGCCCAAGGGAAAACUAAGUACCAAAGGAGUUGGCCAGAUGGCACCAGCGGAGUCGAAGGUCACUGAGGAUGGCGUUGUUGUUCCACUGGGAAAACCCAAAGAGGAACCUUCAAAGAGGGGUAGCUUGCUGUACAAUGAGUACAUUGUUUACAACGUAGAGCAGAUCAGGAUGCGGUACGUGCUCCAUGUUUCCUUUAACUUCAAGGGAGGACGGUAGACAAGUCAGGCUCGUGGGACCUCCAUCGUAGCAAACCACUUUUGUGUAGGUUGUUAGUGUAGUAGGUGGGUUUUAUCUUCAGGGGUCUCCUUUUUGUUGAGCAAAUGUUUUAAGCCUUUCCUCGCAUUUUAAUGCCGGUUCCAGGCUUCCAGACUCUGAUGGCUGAUGCUGCGUGCAUAUUUAAUGGCAAUCUAUUUUCUCAA
Aegilops tauschii subsp. strangulata is the source of this 2535-nucleotide messenger RNA. RefSeq names its product poly [ADP-ribose] polymerase 2. Gene Ontology annotation, biological process: protein poly-ADP-ribosylation; double-strand break repair. The record is from RefSeq and is a predicted model, not a curated record. Gene Ontology annotation, cellular component: nucleolus. Lineage: Eukaryota; Viridiplantae; Streptophyta; Magnoliopsida; Poales; Poaceae. Gene Ontology annotation, molecular function: NAD+ poly-ADP-ribosyltransferase activity.